CAGCAAGCCCAGUACAGCCCUACCAUAUUGUAGUACACAUUGAUGUGAUACGGACUUUUAUCUCUGGCUGGCUGCAUACGCGUGGCAGCCUCGUGCCCACUGACUCAUCCGCCGUUUGCUGUACACGGCUGGCUGCACUACAAUCAUAAAUCGUGGAUAGUACCGUUAACGUUAGUUCGGAUUCUUUUUUUUACAUCUCUGGCUGGCUGUAUACGCGUGGCAGCGUGCCCAUUGGCUCAUCCGCCGUUUGCUGUACUACAAUCAUACAUCGUGGAUAGUACAUGUUAGUUCGGACACUUUUUUGUCCCUGGCUGGCUGCAUACGCGUGGACGCCGCUGUUGAUUGUAGCCUCGCGAUGAACGCGACACCAUUGAAUCAGAAUCUCACCAGGAAUGUUUACUAAAUCUCACAGCAUCAUCCAAUAGUAUAUCAAUCGCCGUGAGCAUUACUAGUCUGUCUCCACAUCAUGGGUCCCCGGGCCCCUCAGGUUAUCAAGGACGAAAGUCCUGUCAAAGUACUACCCCCCCGGCGUGAACUUCCCCCUCCGGAAUUCACGUCUCUUGUAAUGAACGUACUCAUUUUUUUGGCGUUUGGAUGCUCAGAUCUUCAUGAUCAUUGGAACUCCCUUCAAUCAGAUCGAGCCUUUGAAGCCCUUAGGAGGAAGUUGUGCUCUAUCCUGGGUAGCACUAUCACCACGGCAAGUGUCCUCCUCGCGAUAAGCGUUGCCUUCGUCAGUACGGCGUCUCCUGUGCCGUACCUGAAUUACUCAACACCUACUCCCUAUUGUCUACUCUUUAUGUCUCUCAUGCUCGCCAUAAUCGCGAUAUUGACAUCCGGCUCAAGUAUGAUGCGCUGGUUACAUACUGAUCGACGGUGGAUUCAAAAACAACUCAAGCAAGGCAGCUUCUUGGUCUUGUUCCACCUAUUGUCGAUAAUCGUGCCUAUAUUCUUCGUUGUCUGUUCCCUGAAUUGUCUCGUAUCUGCGAUGUUAACAGCAGGCCUUUCGUCUCACAGCACGGCCUCCCGCGCCGUUACGGCGUUCUGUCUCAUAAUAUAUGUCCUCAACAUUGGGACAAUAUUGAUGGAAGCUGUGUGGAAGUAUCACGCUAGGCGUCAACCUAUUUCUCCCACACUUCCUUGUUAGUAAAGAUGAGCUGCGCUCCAACAUCUGGACACCCGUUUCGGGUUAGUAAAGACGAGCUGCGCUCCAACAUCUGGACACCCGUUUCAGGUUAGUAAAGACGAGCUGCGCUCCAGUUGGACGAUCAACGUGUAUGCGAGCACACCACGUUGAUCUAGGGCUUUGUAAGCCGCAUGGGAUUUCCGUUUGACACUCCAUAGCACCAGGCCAGACCCGUGCGCAAACACAUAGAUAGCAUCUUGAAAUUCACACAUUUCUUGACUUCCCUUUUUUGACACUUGCCGCCGGAUAUUUCCAGAAAAGGAACAGAAAAGUCACUUAUAAGAAAGCACUUGAAUUAUGC
This is a messenger RNA of Suillus plorans, 1484 nucleotides long. RefSeq lists its product as uncharacterized. The transcript has 4 exons. Bases 467 to 1144 code for a protein of 225 amino acids. The record is from RefSeq and is a predicted model, not a curated record. Lineage: Eukaryota; Fungi; Basidiomycota; Agaricomycetes; Boletales; Suillaceae.